AUGCAGGGUACUUUGCAGAAGUUUGUAGAUGACCUGUUUGAGACCAUCUUCAGCACGGCCCACCGAGGCAGCGCACUUCCUCUCGCCAUCAAAUACAUGUUUGACUUUUUAGACGAACAGGCCGACAGACACAUGAUAUCAGACCCAGAUGUAAGACACACCUGGAAGAGCAACUGUUUACUGUUGAGGUUUUGGGUGAACGUGAUCAAGAAUCCUCAGUUUGUGUUUGACAUCCAUAAGAACAGUAUUACAGAUGCAUGUUUGUCUGUGGUCGCUCAGACGUUCAUGGACUCGUGCUCCACAUCAGAACACAAACUGGGCAAAGACUCGCCCUCCAACAAGCUGCUGUAUGCUAAAGACAUCCCCAACUACAAGAACUGGGUUGGCAGGUAUUACUCUGAUAUAUCACGGAUGCCGGCGAUUAGCGAUCAGGAUAUGAGCGCGUAUCUCGCUGAACAGCCGCGCAUGCAUUUAAAUCAGUUCAACAGUAUGAGCGCGCUGCAUGAGAUCUUCUCCUACAUCACCAAAUAUAAGGACGAGAUCAGAUUUGAGUCGCUCAUGCGUGGUGUUCGUGACAUGACUGUGGCGUUUCACACGGUGGUCAGAUUCAGCCGUGUACACUGA
Molecule: messenger RNA, 624 nt
Organism: Myxocyprinus asiaticus (Chinese sucker)
Lineage: Eukaryota; Metazoa; Chordata; Actinopteri; Cypriniformes; Catostomidae
Product: plexin-A1-like
Exons: 5
Coding region: 1-624 (207 amino acids)
Biological process (GO): regulation of GTPase activity; positive regulation of axonogenesis; regulation of cell migration
Cellular component (GO): semaphorin receptor complex
Molecular function (GO): semaphorin receptor activity
Source: RefSeq, a predicted model, not a curated record